Oikopleura dioica is the source of this 471-nucleotide messenger RNA. The record is from the annotation of a GenBank genome assembly. Lineage: Eukaryota; Metazoa; Chordata; Appendicularia; Copelata; Oikopleuridae.
AUGUCUUCUAGCGAUCAAAUCGUCCCACGAUUCACAACUUUCGACGAAGAAGAUUACCAACCCUUCAUUUCCACUCAAGAUCAUCUUGCUCCUGGAGAAGAAGAAUACGACAUCAAGAAUGAGUUUCUUUUUGAUGAAUCUUUUCCUGCUGAGUACGAUCCUCAGGACAACAACGCAAAUGAAUCCUUGGAAAGCGUUGAGUUCAACAGCUUCGAAGUGAUUGAACCAGACAUGCCCCCCUUUGCCACAUCUUCUCCUAGAAAAGCACCGAUGGAGUCGCCUCCAGCGUCGCCGUCGACAUAUGCUUCAUCUUCAGUUUCGUUUGAAUGGCCUAAUUCUCCCCUCACCCCGCCUUACACUGUCAUCGGUGAAAACAUCCCGCAAGUCGAAGAAAAUCAACAAGGGCGAAAACGAAAAUCGGAAGACAAUGAAAAUACUGCUGUCAAAAAAGCUAAACGAUCUCUCUUCUGA